UUUCAAAUCUACGUUGUGCAGCAGCAGCAGCCACAGCUCUUAGGCGGAGGCCGGAUCGGGCCGGGAUCGGGGCCGGGCGCUGAGAGGCCAGGUGUGCUUGGGCGGAGGCUGACGGGAGAAGAUGCCAGUGCCACGCAACUCCAAGACCACGGGUAGUAAACAGCUCCGGCCUGGCAAAGCAGGAGCAGUGGAAAAUGCCAGACCUGAGAAGGAGGAGAGCUGUCAAGCAAAGAGGUCCCCAUCCUCACCCCAGGGGGCACCCAAGAAGAGGUCUGCCUUCGGAGACCUCACUAACGCUCACAAGAACCAGGCUGGCCUGAGGAAGAAGGAUGCCACGAAGGCAGGUCCCAGGAAGGCACAGAAAGGCACAGCUGCUCUGGGGGUCUUGAAGAACAAUGAGAUCAACUUGAAAAAGGCAACGAGGAAAACACCCCCGGAUGAGGCAUCUGCUGAGCCCAAACUGGUUCCCAAGAAUGACCCGGUGCUGGAGGAGUCGGCGCCUGUGCAGGCGCCUGCCAUUGAGGACAUUGACAAGGAGCAGCUGGGCGACGCUUACGCCAGCGCCGAGUACGCCAAGGAGAUCUUCAAUUACAUGAAGGAGAGAGAAGAGAAGUUCUUGCUCCCAAACUACAUGGAGAAGCAGUACGACAUCAGCAGGGACAUGAGAGCCAUUCUGGUGGACUGGAUGGUGGAGGUCCAGGAGAACUUUGAGCUAAACCAUGAGACGCUGUACCUGGCGGUGAAGCUGGUGGAUCACUACCUGGUGGAGGUGGUGAGCAUGAGGGACAAGCUGCAGCUCAUCGGUUCCACGGCCAUCCUCAUCGCUUCCAAGUUUGAGGAGCGCUGCCCCCCAUGUGUGGACGACUUCCUCUACAUCUGUGACGAUGCCUACAAGAGGGAGGAGCUGAUUGCCAUGGAGAUGAGUAUCCUCCGCACGCUGAAGUUCGACAUCAACAUUCCCAUCCCGUAUCGCUUCCUGCGGAGGUUUGCCAAGUGCGCUCACGCCAGCAUGGAGACACUGACCCUGGCCCGCUUCAUCUGUGAGAUGACCUUGCCGGAGUACGACUACGUCCAGGAGAGUGCUUCCAAGCUGGCUGCGAGCUGCCUGCUCCUGGCGCUCAAGAUGAAGAGUCUUGGUGGAUGGAGCCCCACGCUGGAGUAUUACAGCGGAUACAGCUCUCAUGAGCUCCAUCCGCUGGUGAAGAGGCUGAACUUCCUGCUGACCUACCAGCACGAUGACAAGUUAAAGGCAGUGCGCACAAAGUACUCCCACCGAGUCUUCUUCGAAGUGGCCAAGAGUGCUCCCAUGGACAUGCUGAAGUUGGAAGUGGCUCUGAAGAGCUAGCCCAGGAGAUGGGGGGAGCAGCCCUCCUGGGGGCUGGCAGCCCUGCCCCUGGCUAGGAGGGGUGCACGGCCCAUGUGUAAAUAUCCUGUACAUAGAGAUUCGCUCCCUUGGCCCAGAUGGGUCUGUACAUAGAUUUUUUUUUUAAUGUUAAAGGGGGGAAAAAAUGUAGGAAGUGUUGUUGGGGGACUAAACACAUGGAAAAUAAGUCAAUAAAAUAUUGUGUAUCUGU
Caretta caretta (loggerhead turtle) is the source of this 1574-nucleotide messenger RNA. It is a transcript of the gene CCNB3, whose product is annotated as cyclin B3. The record is from RefSeq and is a predicted model, not a curated record. Gene Ontology annotation, biological process: mitotic cell cycle phase transition. Gene Ontology annotation, molecular function: cyclin-dependent protein serine/threonine kinase regulator activity. NCBI's taxonomy places the organism in Eukaryota, Metazoa, Chordata, Testudines, Cheloniidae.